AUGCCGGAUUUGGCGGCUGUUCCUUCCAGUUCUAAAUUUUCUUCUCCCCUGGACUCUGGGCCAGGUGUCGCAACGGCACAUCGGCGUGGACCUGCCUCUCCUGGACCGUGUAGCCCCCUGGGAGGGUCCAUCGUUUCCCCAUCAACAAGCCGUGUUCCUCCAGUGUCGUCUAACAGUCAGCGUUCCGCGAACAUACCCUUUCGGCGAGCCGAAAACUUCACUCUCGCAGGCUCGAUCCCGACGGACGCGCCGACCGCCGGUCACCGUUCUCUUUCCACUAAAAACGUAAAUUCACCUUUUUCUGUGCGGACGCUUCGCUGCUGCCUCAGCCCCCCAGUAGAGGCCUCUGGAUUGGAAGCGUUUUCCUUUUCAUCGCAUUCUUCUCGUCCACCCUCCUCUUUCUCUGGCGCUUCUAGCCACGCGGCCACUGUUGCAGAGAUGCGCGCUCGCCUGCGAAUGCAUCUCCAAGAGGAAGGAAAGGAACAAAAGGAAACAACUCCGUCUAAAGUGGUCAAAUGCUCGAACGACUCCGGUUCCUCGCUUCCGUCCCUGUCUGCUGUUCAUCUCUGCACUGCGUCUGGUAGUUGUUCAUCCUGCUCUCCUGACGCUGGCGUGUCUCAUCAGACGCCCCGCAGGCCUUGUGCUCCUUCGGAAACUGCAGGAUCCGAUGCUCCAUUUGCAGCCCCCUUUCGUCCGCAUUAUACGGGAGACUACACUCCAGCAGACCAGGAGAGAGGAAAGGGAGGAGAAGCAUGUAUCAUCGGACCAUCAGGACCAGACUGUCAAGGAGUCGCGGCAGAAACGAGUAGGCGUAAGAAAAGUCCAUUUGAUGGACGGCAGGCUUCACUCAAAGAAACAAAGGUAGCGAAAUGCAGGCAUUCUCUGAGUGAGAAAACUCGCGAUUCGGGAACAAAAAACGACACCCGACUUCUGGAAGUGAAACAUGCAGAACAAGGCGGCUCCCCGAACAGGGGUUCCACGCCGAGGGGAAAGGAGAGUGUCGAGUCCAGUCUGUCGCGCGGGGGUCUGUUUCCAGAGAAAACAGCAUUUUAUUCGUUCUCGCCUUUUUCUCCGCCGGGAAGGGAAGCACCACGGGGAACCACUCUUCGCAGUGGGUUGCAGGUGUCCGAGGCGGAUCCCCACAAUCCCUCCUUGGUCCCUUCCAGUGUCCGCCUGAAAAACCUAAACGUUAGCCAAUCGUCUUCUCUCCUGCUGUCUUCUGCCGCUCCGUCAUCGCAAAAACGCACCAGUAAUCGAUCGGACCAGUCGCACCCCAGCGCAAGCCACCGCGUCAUUGCGGACCUGCAGGCGCAACUGAGAAGACUCCGAAACGGAGGGCAAGGGGAACUUUCGGCGCUGGAGAGAGGCGGAGACAAGAAGGUUGCCCGUGAGGGUCGCGACCACAAGGUGGAGGACCAGAUGCAAGAGGAAGACUGGAAACUGGACGGGAAGAAUCGGAAGAAGGGUGCGAAGAAUACCCAUGCGGAACGACAAAGACGGCUUGAAGACAGCGACGAAAACAGCUACUGUAGCGCUCUCUCCGCCGCGGCAGAGGAGGCCCUGGACAGGGCAUGGAGUCGCCUAGAAGGAACCAGCCGGGAAAGCAGUAAGAGCAGCUUGCGUGACUCGCCGCUGGUGAUCGAGGAGGGCGAGGGGUCUCUGGAAGCCCCACAGAAGAGCAAGCCGCGAAUCGAGAGGAAAAACGUCAAGCGCACGGGCGCCACAGAGGAGAGAAGGACGCGGGGGCCUGUGUCCUCGACUAUUCAAUCAAGUUCUUCGCUCCUCAGCAAACCCGUAAACCUAGAGGCAAAACUAGCAAUUGGAGGCAAAGUAUUUCGCGUCGACGACCUUACAAGCAUCCGGCAGGGACUCUUCAAAGCGCUUGAUGAGGCCCAUAAUCAUUUCCGCAAGUGCCGCUCGGCUAGCUGCGAAAACGGUGAUCUCCAGAUUGCGCGCACCCGUCUCUCCCCGAGUCAGAAGGCGACGCGCUGCCGCGACCUCGAUCGGAGGAGCACCACCGCCGAGGAGUUGAGGGGUCGAGCUCCGACCAGUUCGCUGCAAAGCAGUUCUGGCAUAGCGAGGGGUAGAAGCGAAACAGGCGGGAUCGCCCUUGCUGGAGACUCUGGCUUUCACGACAACGAGCCUCGACGCACUCGAGAGGCGAGCUCCACAAACCAGAAAGACAGUAGAAGAAGGAAACAUUCGUCCACGAGACGGAGGCCUUCUCUGGAAAGAGAUGUGAAAUCCCGGAGGAGAAAGUCCGCUUCACCAGCAAGUACAGGGAGAGACGAGUCCGCAGGAACCGACCACGAAGAACCAGGGCCCCACCGAUCAAGAGACAAAUGCGAGUCUCGCGACUCUCAUCAGGCUUCUCGCAGCGGGGAAAGAAAGAAAUCAGAAGCUCAGAACCCUCAAAAACGCCUCUGCAUCGACGACGCGUGUGUGGUCCGUAGCCUGCAUGGUGGCGACAAAACACGCGUGGAAAAGUCAGAUGGUGUAGAUGAAAAGAAACCAGACACCUGUCGCAGGACACAACCGCGCCUCCGGGCCGGUUUCCCUCAAGAAUGCCAAGUUCCCCGCGGCCUUCCAGGAGGUCGUCGAGCCGACGAUUCGCCUCCGUCGCGUUGUGGGGACUCGCAGCAUCCUGGCAGUCGGUUGAGCCCAAACAAGAUGACUGCGACACCCCGAAGUCCUUUUCUCUCAGCGGCCGUCUGUCCAGCAGAAGAUGAAGAACUGAGGAACCUGACUCUAGGCACCCGGAGAGGCGCAGAUUACAGGGCAUGGAGUCUGCCGAAUGACGACCAGACACAUAGAGGUUUUGGGGGCCUGCCAAAAAGAGAGACACGAGGACAGGAAUCUGAGAAACGAACCAUUCUCCAGGACGUGGUGGAAAGCUCCCCAGAACCUUUGUCUUCAGCCAAGUCUGCGCGCUUGAAAACAAAGGGGUGCGAAGAGAAAACCUCCGCACGCGGCCCUCAGGAUAGUCACAUGGCUGGCGUCUCGAGCCGAACAGAAGCGAUGGAGAAAAGGUUGAUUGUCACAAAGGAAAUUGCGAACGGGCGAGUUUUAUCGAGUUCAAACGCAGCCUUCUCUUGUGAAAAAGCUCCUGAUGGAGAAGACGUGGUGAUGACAGGCCGCGACGUUUCUCUCCGGGGAAAGCCACUUAGCGUCACUUUGUCGAAAGGGCAAGACAGCGGGGUUUCCGUUUCGCUGUCACAUGCUGGGGAGAGCGUCGUGGUCGCUAGGAAAAGAGAGCGUUCCUCAAGAGAAGCACCGUAUGUUUCUCCCUCGCUCUCCCAAGAGAGUCACGAACAGCAAAAGCGGCAGUACGCUGCUCGUCAGAAGUCCCCUGUCUCGGCUGCUUCCCCAACAGAUGGGCUAAGAGACCGGGUCUGUGUCCUCCCUCUCUCCGCGCUCUCGACAACAGACAACCUGCAUCCGAUCACAGAGGCUGCUUCCAAAAUGGAGAGGGGAGGCGACUGUCGCAAGAAGAAAAGCCGCAGAUCGUCCUCCAUGCCGGUCAUGGAGAAACUCGCGUUGCUUCUGUCUCUCGACCGGCCCUCCCCACAGGUGAAAGGAGACGUUUCCACUCACGAGCGACAAGGUAGGUCAACGCCGAGCUCCUGGUGCAGUCCCGAUCAGUCCGCUUGCGGCUCGAACUUCUCUUCCGAGGGUUUCAAAGACUCAAGAAAGCUCGCGGAUCGCUCUGCAGAACAGCAUCGGAUCUGCUGCGUCCCUACAAGGACAGAAGAGAGAGACAGUCGAGUUUCUGCGCCCAAGCCCUCGCCUGCUGCUGAGCAAGACAACGCCGGACACCCACGACACACUGUUCCUUCGCCUUUGGCCUCGCAGUCCCUUGACCGCGAGUCAGAGACACCGUUUGAGAGGCAACAGCUACGCAAGGCAGAGGCGUUUCGGAGAAGUUCGAAGAGCCCCACUACCGGUAUCACAUGUAGGGACAAACAUGAACUCGAAUCGAUGCCGCCAUCGCUGUCACCGCCCUACAACGUUCCGUCUCUUCUGUCGCGUUCUGCUGAAGACGCCCGUGAAAACAGCGGUACAGACAGACCCGCGGCAGCACUCGUGGGUCUGAGGCCCGCGCCUCAGGAAGUGAAGCCUCGUGAGAUGCGUAGCGGAAGAAAAGAUGUCAACAAAGCCGUUGUUUGCAACUCCUUUUCUCCGCCAGGCAGACGUAUUGCGCUGAGGAAACACAUUUCCACUCGGACUGGGAGCAAAGCUGCUCUAGCUGCUUCUGAAGAGGAGACAAGCGAGGCUGUGCUCGUCGGAGACUCGCCCUCUUUGUCUCCUCUUCAGUCGCCGCCCUUGCUCACCAGUCCUGGUGCCUUCAGAGUCCCCCUUGGCUCUGCGGCUUCGCCAGGCUUCCGUCCAGAGCAGUUUCGGCGAAGGGAUGCAUCAGGUGAACUGGAGUUUCCGCACACGCAAAGACUCGAAGAGCCGGCGGUCGGUUCGCAGCUUUUUCUCGACAUCCAUCCCUUGCAGGUUCGGCUCUUGGAAGCCGGAACUUCCUGCAGAGGGCGACAGGAGGAGCUUCGCGAAAAAGAGCUGCGCGCGCAUUCAACAACAGCCUGGAGGGAACCGGGAGAGGGAGACAGCAGGCGCGAAGAGACAGACGCGCAGGCCUCGAUGCCGGCCAACCCCCCCAACAGUGUCCAGAAGGGGCUAGGAAAGAAGGAAGAGAAACUCCAUUGCGGUCGAGGGAGUCGAGAACCAUCAGACGCAAACCUUGCAGCUAAGCGUGCCCAGAGAUGCGAGAGCGACGAAAGUGGAGCAGAGAGGAGAAGCGUUCCGACAGAGCCUUCCGGCAGGGAUGAGGACCGCACAUCGAUGGAAAACAGGCAGGAUUGUGCCGCCGCACUGACAGACACAGAGGCGGGGUAUGGAAGUGUAGGAAGCAGCUCUGCCGUUCUGCCACCCGUCGAGAAGGAACAUCUUCAAAGCGGCCUGGAAGGCCUUCGGACUUCUCGCACGCUGUCUCCGAAUUCGUCUGAGCAUUGCCCUUUGGAUGCAACUCCCUCAAAUCCUGCCGCGGACCCGACUCCCCGAGAAAUGGAGACACCCAGUCCCCUGCCUUCUCGCCGCAGACGCCCCACACAUCUGAGAUCUUGCCAGCAAGAAUUAAACAGCCAGAAACUCAGAGACGCGCAGGCCCUGGGGGCGCGUGAGUCGGGAGGCGAACUCUCGAACGCAACUCGCCAGCCACACGCCCUUCACCGCACCCACAGCAGAGUCGAAGAAGAAGGGGAAAAGGGGGAAGGCGAAGCAGGAGAAGGAGAGAUUGUUUUCUUCUCUCCUCUUUCGAUUCCGCGACGUGGAUCCUGCGCGCGAACACAGGCUUCCAGAGAAAGCAUGCCUGAGAGCGGGGACGCCGCAGGCGAUGGCGUACAGGGAGAGGAAGAAGAAGGGGUCUCGGAGGCUGAGAGACGAGACAGAGAAAGACAAGCGGAGAGAGAUCGGAGAAUGGUGGACCUUCCUUCCGUGCCGUCUUCUUGUAGAUCCGGAGGCUCUCUCACCAACUGCAGCCUUCAGAGUGUCCGAGAUUCAAGAAGCAGGAGAAGCAGCCUAGCUUCCAGUUUGCUCGAUGAGGACGAAGAGCGCCUUUCGCACGAGAGAGGGACAGAUCGCGUCACGGAGGAGAAUGUAUGGGGGCAUCGAGACACUACGGAUGAGUCUCGAGGGCCAGACCGAACCGCAGAGACGAGCAGAAACUCCAGGAACCAGGCAGCUGGAGCCCCCAUUUCUUCCGAGAUUCCUGUGGCUCAGAAUCUCUCCAUCUCUUCUUCGUCUUCUUCUCUUCCCUCCCCUCGCGCUUGCCACGAGCACUUGGGGAGAAAUGGAGACGACGGUGUCCCGAGGACAAGUUGCGAAGGCGUCGAAGCUCCGGAAGCUGUUUCGUCUUCUUCACGACCUACGCAUGGCACAAAUCGCGUCCUGCCUGCUGUGCCUGGACAGGAGUCGGAAACGUCUCUUUCUUCCUUUCUCCAAUGGAAGGACAAGGGCGCUGUGUCCGACAGAGAAAUCGAGGAUCUGUUGGACUCCGUCGAAGUGUUUUUGCUCGCUCUCGACGGCGACGGUCACGGACUUUCCCUGCGCCUCCUAGAGAGACAUACCCGGCAGCUCCAGCUUCGUCCUAAAGCGGAACUGAAAAGGGAGAGAAGGGAGACAUACGCACAAUACGAGAAAGCAUCUGCCAUGGGAGGCCGCCGGUUUCCCUGGAUGCAGGGGGAGAAAACGAAGGAAAGAGAACAGAGAGGAGACCGCGUGGCUUCGGAGCUCUGCAGGCGCGCCUCGCCGAGCGUCGAGCCGCCAAUCGAGGAAGACGAAGAGAAAAAAGAACGAGGCGAACCAGCGGAAAGAGAGGAAUCUAAAGAGCGAACGAGAGCAAGACUUCGACACCUCCACGAGCAGCUCCUCGCGUUCAAAAAAAUCCAGAAUUCACCCGAGCAACCACAUCGCGCCCUCCCGGUGCGCUCGCCGUUGAGAGCCCACCGGGAGGGCGUGGGCGUCUUCACACGACCAGGGGGAGAAGAAAGAGAAGAGCAAGACGCGAGAGGGGAAAAGGAGACAAACAAAGCAGAGGGAGGAGACAAGACGAUAAACGAAGCAGCAGAAGAUGAACGCGAAACUGUGAAAAGUCCUUUAUCUUCCGGUGGCUCCCUCCCCUUCAAACGGCCCCAGGAUGCCCCUGAGGCCCCUCAUUCGUUUGGGGAGAACCUUGUCGAGUCUAGCAUUCAUGCAAACGCGCAUCGCGAACCUGAAAAUGGGGAAGGCAAACUGGAAAAAACAGAACAGCCACAACACAAACCGGAAGACAAGCCCCUGGCGUCUGUCUACACGGUGCUCUCCAGCAAACUAACAAUCGGGGAAGACGCAGAUCCUUCCACUUUUGGUCCACCAGAAACGAAAGAAAAGACAGCGCCACGUUCACACCCAAGUGACGCAGAAUGUCCUGUCUCUCAGAUGCGAAAAACAGAGUCGCCUUCCCAUUCAGAGCCUCGUCUUCACCCUAACCUCAUGCCCCUUGCCUGCAGUGACCGUUUGCAAAGUAUAGCACCCCUCUGUCAAGGAGAGAGACAAGGUGUCUCUGAAGAAUGGGCGAGGAAGCAGAAGGAAGGCGGGGCCGUCGGAGUCUCUAUUUCGAGUGCGGCAUCCCUUCACGAGAAGCAAGAGAUGAAAGUUGUACUUCCGAACAUGGAAGAGCGCGCCGAAGAUGACAGAAACGACGGCAACAACGAGCACGUCAAAGACGAAGACGAAGAAAAGAAAGACAAGGAUACAGGGGUCGUUCUCGAAGUCCCGAAACUUGGUCUCGACAGUGCAAUUGUGGCGGAGAAACUGGCUUGGUCGUCGACACCAGGACUCUCUGCUUCAAAGCAAGAACUGGCCAGCGGCAUCUCUGAGACGAUAGCCUCUCUCCCGUCGAUAUCCAGAGAGAAGCGAGAGACAGACCAAGGCUCCGAGCUCGGCGCUGCAUGCACAGAUAACACACCACGAGGCUUUGGGGGGAACAGAGCCGCAGAAAUAACGUCAGCUGAACUGCGGCAGGAGCCGUACACCCUCGCCCCUUCGCAGCCUGUGACCUGGCUUCAAGCGGAGACACAGGGCAACGAGGAUGAGAUGACUAGCGGAGUUCUUCUUUCUCAGACGCCUGACGAACCGGUGACUCCUUUCCACCUUCACUCCAUCUCUCGUCUUCGCGUCCUCCCAUCGACCGCUGGCAGCAAUGCAGAACCUUACCUCCAAGCCCCAGAACCUCGCCACUCUUAUUCAGACUUCUUGCCCUUCUCUGCGUCGUCUUUUUCCGCGUCUUCCUCGUCCUCUGCAUCUUCUUUCUCUGCGGCUUCUUCCUCUGCGGCUUCUUUCUCUGCUUCUUUUUCUGCGGCUUCUUUUUCUGCGGCUUCUGGGGUGGUUUCGUCUCCUUUUCCGUCUUCGUGUCCUGACCCCGUCGCGUGCGGCUCUCUGUCUAUCUCUCCGUUUUCAGGGUGUCCGUCUCGGGCCGCAUGUCUUGUUUCUCGCGGUGUGGACGGAGAUGGCGAGAAGAGAGAAAGCGCCGACGAGCGAGCGCGCGACAACUCGGAGCAGUCGGAGGAGCAUCUCGUCUCCGCCCUGUCUCGCUUGACUCCCAGCGAGCGCAGCCGGCAGAAUUCAGGCGCUCCUCGGGUCCCCUAUCUCUUCGGACCGCCUGUGGCGCCUGGCGCGGGCCACUGGAGAGAAGAAAGAGGUGACGGUGCCAGUUCCGGUGAAUCCGCCCGGGAGGGCAAGAAGGACGGGGAACUCAGUUGGUCUUCAGGGGCCCACAUCGGCGCCAUAAACGGGGAGGCCAAACCCCGAGCGCCUGCAGAAAAGCCGGAAGAAGAACAGAGACAGGAAGGCUCAGCAGAGGUGGAGGCAUCGGCAGACGCAGACGCUCAGGGGGCCAGAAAACCGUUUACCACCUUAAAUCGCAGGGGCAAGCCUCUUGGCGAGGGAUUUGAAAUAAGACGAGAGGGCGGAGAGGCUUCCACCUUCUACGAGGGCAGUGCGGAGAUGUCAGUGUUUCCCCACACAGGCAGGUUCUUUGAAGAAGACCCGAGCGACGAUAUCUUCUCCCUCGGAGACUCGCCUGCGGCUUCAGGCCCCGAGGAGCUCCUGUUGUCUCGCCCAGUUUCUGCUCUCGAAGAAAAUCCAUCUGUUUCCCUUCUCGCUCCGACAGGUCGCACCCUGCAUCCCUCAGGCUCUCGCGUUUCUUCUCCGCGUUCGGAAGCAGUAGGCCCAAUCGAAGUCGAAAGGUCCCUUGACGCUGGGCUCCUGAGAGCCGGUGCGCCGCCGCGCCUCCGCCACGAGGCCCCUGCAGACCCGACAGUCUCCGAACCGCCCGCUCGCCCCCGUGUCUCUGAAUCGGAGACAGCAGAGACGAGACAGCCGCUACUCACCGACCUCCGGGGGGCGAAGGUCGGGGAGGGUCCAACUGCGGCGCAGGAGGCGACAGGAGACAUCUUCAAGGAGACCUCCGACACGCCGAGGGAGCACUGUCCCGCGCCAUCCUGGGGCGAGCUGUCUCCUCGAGAAGAGCGGGCGGCAUCGGAGACAGAACCCCACACGAGGGCCGAGGUGGCGAAAGAGGAGCCAAAGGCGCCGCCGAAUGCGCCGGACAGUUCCUUUGCCUGGUGGGAGCGCAGCCUCUCAAAAACAAAUCGUGAGAACUUCGACCUCGAACGAGAGGCGGCACAAAAACACCCAGAGGAAAGAGCAGCCGAGAAGCGAAGUCUUAGCCUACAUGCAAGCGAAGCUCAAGUUCCACUGGUUUGUAUGAGGUCUGCAACAAACAGAGAUUCCCCAGAUAGGCCGGCCAAUGCAGACAAAGAAAGAAAAGGCGAAUCGGAAGGCGAUUUCGCCUCACCACCUCCUCGGGGCCUCGCGUCCCCUGCGGCAGCCGGUCUCCCACCCAGGACUUUCUUUGAACGAGAGAAAGAAGAAGCAAAACAUAGUCCAGCGACGCCUGCAGAAGCGAGCGUCACUGAACAAAUGGAAAGGAUCCCUUCGUCUCCAUCUCCGUCGCUUUGUUCUCCCACUGACUCCGAACCAACUCCCGAGGACGCAGAACUCGACGCUCGAGUCGGGGCCGACUGCGCGGAACGAUGUGACUCGAAGACGUCCUUUUCAGCGUCCUCUCCCGUCUCGCCUUCUUCUUGGAAACAGCCUCCAGCCUCAUGUCCUCGAGAGAGUACGCUUGUGCUGGGGAGCUCGGCUGACCCGGAGUUCGGUCUCGCAAGUGUAACGGCUGGACGUUCGUCCGUUUCCGCGUCUUCUUGUGGCCGAGAAAGAACUGCAGUCGGCGCGCCUUCAUCCGUCUGCGUGUCUCCUGGAGAAGAAAUUUCAGCCUCCAUUGAAAUCUGUGCGAUGCUCCGGGAGGCGUCGCCGCCUUCACGCUCGCUGGGCUCCACGGCCCCCAGCGGCCUCGCCUCAGAGCUCCCGGCGCUUGGACAGAAAGGGCAAAAGAGCGAAUAUGUGCCGCUGGCGAGGGCCGAGAAGGAGACUUCUGGCGCUCAGUUCCAAGAAGCGCGAACUUGGGGACUGCGCAGGAAGGACAAGGAAAAAGAAGAGCGAGGCAAAGCGAAUGAAGACGAUGCGAGGCUCUUCUUCUCGCCAGAAGAAGUGGGUGCCGGCAGUAGGAAGGCGCCAGCGACAGAAGGCCUCGGCGAUCGCGAGGAAAGGGAAGCCGUAGAGAAGGCCUCAGAGGCGAGGAGUGGAGGCUCGCUGCUCCCCAGUCAAGGGGGUUUGCAGGGACGCUGGAGAGAAGACCUGGAAAAUUGUUUCGCAGGCCGAGCCGCUGGGCCUCCCCAAAGUCCUGCAGAGUCUCUCUCGGGGGCGAGACCUGCCUAUCGCCUCACGGGCGCCGAGGCUUGGGGCUCCACGGCCCUCGGGGCCUGUGGUGGACGCCAUGGGUCGGAGGAGGCGCAGGGGCUAGCAGGAGAAGCGGGGAAGAAGAGCGAAGCAGAGAAAGGAAGCAACGGAGAAACUGAAGCCGGAGGCAAGCCAGUGCCUGUGAAGCGUCAGGAGUUGGUGGCAUCUGUGGCCGCUCGCAGGAUAGCGCUGGGACAGCCCCUGGAGAGAGAAGAAAGAGAGAGGUAUUUCGCGGUCGGCGAUCAAGGGAAGGGCGGGGCAGAAGACGCUCCACUGUCUCUUGAGAUAAGGCCCAGAGAGAGAAACCGAGAAGCGUCUCCAGAGCUCGCCGCGUUCGGACCCCGCGUCCUCGCUGCCCCGGCCGCUCCAAAACUUAACCCUCACCUUUUUCCGCCUCGCCUGCCUUCGCUUGUCUUUGAGCCUUCUUCGACCUGCGCCGCGCCGGAGUGGACCCAGUCCCCCCGUUCAGCCUGUCGUCCACACAAGUCUUCCUCUCCACCGUCGGCUUCCGGACACCGCUCGCAGCCCCCGACCUUGGCUGCCCGGCGCUCGGUGAGUGGAGUGAGUCAGAGAAAGGACAGAGCUGGGAAAACCUUCUCAGAGAGCUCGGCGGAGCUGCAAGAGUCAAAUGGCCGCGCGGCCGGUGCAUGCGCUGUGGCUCCCUGCGGUGGUUUAAGAGAGCCCACAGGUCGAGCUUCUCCACCGCCUCAGCUGGCUCAAGAGCAACGGGUCCCGCUUCCUCGAGUGCGCCCUUCGGUUAAUCCAGCCACGAUCCGUCCUCAGCCUUCUGCCUCUGCUUCGUCCCCCCGUUCCUCGUAUGCCAAGGCAGGACAAAGCGUCUCCCCCUGUUCCCAAGAGCAGCCAGUUGCAGAUUCUCCCCUGGCGCCGCCGGCCUCUCCCGAGGAGACAGGAACACCCGAUCCGUCGACGCUGGGACCCCCAUGUCUCCCUUCCAGCUGCCUCGCGAGGGCUCCUGGGCCUCCACGGGCGCUUGUUGGGCGCGACGCCAGCAAAUCGGGCGCUGCCGAGCCGGGCGAGUCGAGGGACUCGAGGCGAGGAAUCGCCCACCCAGGUGAGAGUUCCUUUUCAGAUCCGCUGCGCGGCGCCCCGGAGACAGCGACCACACGGAGACAGAACGGAGACACAAGGAAGCGUGGAGAAGAAGACGGAGAAACUCGACAACAAGAGAGACAAAACCCACCAGAGGCUGGGGCUCCAGGGCCCUCUGCAGGCCCUGUGAGCCCCCGACUGCAGGACGAGAGGUCGGACUGUUUCCGCGGCCAUGAGAUCGAGGAAAACGGAGCGAAUCCACCUCUGAGCACGCAAAAUGAAUCAACGGUUGGUGCCUCCGCUUCUUCAUGCUCUCGGACAAGUAGUAGAGGAGCGGAGAAGGUGAGUAGAAGAAGCGGGAGCUUGGGGGCCGCUGUUCGUCGUUUGAGCUCCAAAUGUCGAGUGGGGAGCAUUAAAGGGAAUUCUUUUCAAAGAAAGCAGGCCCAAGAGGAACGGCCGUCUUCGGAGUUGAAGCCCGGGGAUGCCUUCGCCUUCCUGCCUUCUUCGCGGCUACGAAGAAAGAAGGCAGCAGGGGCACCGAGCGCCCUGGGGGACCCCGACUCCUCAGAGUCCCCGGGAGACCGGGGCGAAGGCCCCAGCUCGGGGGCGACGAAAGAUGGGGAAAAGCCAGAACGAGAAGCGCCGAAGAAAUCCAGGGACACGAGUCCCCCGUCAGAGGAGAGGCCUCAUGCACUCGUUCAACCUGCGGCUCAGGCGCUACCCCCACCCAUGGCGCCUCGCCUUUCGUUCCAGAGCGCGAGAGGCUCGAGCGGCGGCCAGGUCCCUGGAGGCUCCGGGCGAGGCGCCCCGGGGCCUGAGAGGGAGUUCCAAGGAGCCUCGAUUUCCGCGCACUCCUGCAGUUUGUUUCGGCGCUUCUCCUUCAGCUCAGAACCAGCUGAGAGCUCGGUCUCUGCCAGCGGGGCCGUGCAUAGGCUCUUCGCUCGACAAGAAGAGAAGCACGGACUGAGGGCCGCAGACACGCCCCAGAAAGGCCCUGAGGAGGCGCUCGCGGCGACAACGAAGGAGAAGAAAACGAAGAGGUUCUCGCUGGGGAGAAGACAUAGCGUGGAAGGAACGGGGAGACACGACAACAUGGCGCCGUAG
Messenger RNA from Toxoplasma gondii ME49, 12555 nucleotides. RefSeq lists its product as hypothetical. The record is from RefSeq and is a predicted model, not a curated record. NCBI's taxonomy places the organism in Eukaryota, Apicomplexa, Conoidasida, Eucoccidiorida, Sarcocystidae. The transcript is spliced from 2 exons. Bases 1 to 12555 code for a protein of 4184 amino acids.